UUUUAUCGAUUCGGCGAUAUAAAUCGAUAUAAUUUUUCCCAAGAACGUAUCGAUUUUUAAGAUGCGCGUAUCGAUACACAAGUCCCAUUCCCCCGUGUUUACUCCCGUUCGUGUUGCAGGAAGCGCGAUUUGGUCAGCCAGCCGCUAGUAGCGCUGUCACCCGUACUAACUUUACACAGACGUCAUCCUGUUUACGGAGUCAGAGCGAGGAGAUUCGAGAAAAUGGCGGCAGAUAUAAACCCAGCACCUUCAUGCUUAAAAGCAGAUGUGUGGGAUCACUUUGGAUUCAAAAGAAAGAAGGAAAGCGAGGAAUUGGACAAAAGCCUUGCGGUUUGCAAGCUGUGUCACACAAAUGUGAAAUACUCUGGAAAUACCACCAACCUACGAGUCCACCUAAAACGUCACCACCCGGACAAAGUAACGCUAUCAGAGGACACCAAGAAGCUGCGGUCGCGCGACCCAAAACAAACCAUACUGAACAUCGAUGGCGGUUGUUCACACAAGUUUCCAUCUGCUUCACCAAGGUCGCAGAAAAUUACAGAGUCCAUUGCCUACUUUAUUUGUCAGGAUUUAAGACCAUAUUCGGUGGUGGAAAACGCCGGCUUUAGGCGCAUGGUGAACGCGAUGGAGCCUCGCUAUCCUAUUCCAACCCGCGAACACCUCACCAAGGUUUGCAUUCCCAGGCUGUACGCUCAGACAAAGGCACGCGUCAAAGCCUCCCUGGCCAGCGCGGAGAGAGUUGCCCUGACGUGCGACGGCUGGACCUCGCGCACAACUGAAGCAUACGUCACCAUCACGGCCCACUUCAUCAACGAGGAAUGGGAGCUCGUAACGUAUGUUUUACAAACAAGGGACAUGCCUGAGAGCCACACCGGACACAACCUGGCAGAACAUCUGACAAAGGCCCUCGCUGAGUGGGGAAUAAAAGAAAAGGAUCCCGUAAUCGUCACCGACAAUGCGUCAAAUAUGACAAUCGCAUCUGAGAAGGCAGCAUUCACACUUCAUGUCAAAUGCUAUGCUCACACCUUAAAUCUAGCUGCACAACGUGCCCUCAAAAUCACAGCAGUCGCACGCCUGCUGGGAAGGGUGAGACGCAUUGUGAAUUUCUUCAGACGGAGCACCACAGCCAACCACAUGCUGAAAGAGAAACAGAGGCUUCUACGACUACCUGAGCACAAGCUUAUGACGGAUGUUGUUACCAGGUGGAAUAGUGCACAUGACAUGUUAGAAAGAUUCCUGGAGCAACAACCGGCCAUCUGCGCAGCCCUGCUCUCAAGUGAAGUCAGGAAGACCGAGAAGGAUUUGUGCACACUGACGGAGUCAGACGUGACAACAGCUGAAGAAGUAGUCAACGCGCUGAAGCCCAUGAAGGAGGCUACACAGUACAUGUCCAAGGAGAAGACCCCCACACUGUCAGUUGUUGCACCCCUCCAGGACACACUGAUCAAUGGACUGAAACCGAUAGAAGGUGAAUCUGCAGUCAUAAAAGAGAUGAAGGCUGUCAUGGCUGGAGAUCUUCAAAAGAGGUACAUUGACUUCAAGGCAACUCUCCAUGCAUGUUCAGCAAUGGAUCCAAGAUUCAAAAGUCUUCCCUUCCUUACUGAAAAUGAAAGACAGGAAGUUUAUGAUGGACUGAUUGUAGAGGCUGCAAGACUGAGCACACAGCCAUCAGAGUCACUUUGGAGUAUGGAUGAAGAGGGGACAGCAAAUGCUCCUACUGAUGAUGAGGGAAUGGCAUCUAAAGACGACGCUGUAGAUGAGGGAGAGCAAUUCAUGGAAAAAGAGAGCAGUCAAGGACAAGGUCAGCAUCCUCCACCCAGGAAUUCAAGGCCGUCUUGUCCACUGGCUGCCCUUCUUGGUGAACGAUACGGUGGUGCAGCACUACCAAAGAUAAAUACCCAAGAGGACGAGGCCAAGGAACAGAUGACCCGCUACAAGGACGCAGAUCUUCUGGAAGUGAAAGAAGAUCCACUGGUCUGGUGGAAGGAGCACCAGUAUCAGUAUCCACUUUUGUCACAACUUGCUAAAAGGUACCUCUGUAUCCCUGGCACUAGUGUUUCCUCGGAGAGGAUCUUUUCCACCGCCGGAGAUGUAAUCACUGCUCAGAGAAGUGCACUUCACCCAGAGCACGUUGAUCAGAUCAUAUUCCUUAACAAAAAUCUGAAGACAAUGUAGAUCACUUCAUCUGCAGUUUUGUGGAGAGUUUCUGUUUAGUGUUCACUUAAGGCCUUAAGCUACUCUGCUAAAAUGGGUAAAAUUUUAAGUUUGUUAAAUGUUAAACUUGAAUUAUUGGCUGCCAUAGUUUAUUUUUCUUUUUUGCUGGCUAGACUGGCUGGCUACCUACCUCACAUACUUGUAGGCCUACAAGCCUUAAACUACUCUGCUAAGACGAGUACAUUUUAAGUUAAAUGUUGUUCUUAAUGACUUGAAUUUUUGGAUGUUUUGGAGAAGCCAUGGUACUAUGUUUACUUUUUUUUUGGUAAUAUGUUUACUUACAUGGUGGUGGCUAGACUGGCUACCUCAUAUGUUCAGUGUCAAGCUUAAAAGCAGUCAAAGAAACUGUUCAGAACAGGCCACUUGCUGCACUUUUUAACUCUCCAUUGUUAAUUGAAAUACUGCACUUUAUUUACUGUUCAAAUGCUACAGUUUGCACUUUCAAUAAAUGGAACAAAUUUUCUCAACGUA
Molecule: messenger RNA, 2685 nt
Organism: Misgurnus anguillicaudatus (oriental weatherfish)
Lineage: Eukaryota; Metazoa; Chordata; Actinopteri; Cypriniformes; Cobitidae
Product: E3 SUMO-protein ligase ZBED1
Molecular function (GO): protein dimerization activity; DNA binding
Source: RefSeq, a predicted model, not a curated record